Molecule: messenger RNA, 2246 nt
Organism: Mus musculus (house mouse)
Lineage: Eukaryota; Metazoa; Chordata; Mammalia; Rodentia; Muridae
Gene: H2-Q8
Product: histocompatibility 2, Q region locus 8
Exons: 8
Coding region: 34-1014 (326 amino acids)
Biological process (GO): signal transduction
Cellular component (GO): phagocytic vesicle membrane; membrane; lumenal side of endoplasmic reticulum membrane
Source: RefSeq, marked validated
GGAGUCAGUCGACCUGAAUCCCCGAGAGGAGCAAUGGCUCUAACAACGCUGCUCUUGCUGGUGGCGGCCGCCCUGACCCUGAUCGAGACCCGCGCGGGCCCACACUCGCUGCGGUAUUUCCACACUGCUGUGUCCUGGCCCGGCCUCGUGGAGCCCCGGUUCAUUAUCGUCGGCUACGUGGACGACACGCAGUUCGUGCGCUUCGACAGCGACGCGGAAAAUCCGAGGAUGGAGCCGCGGGCGCGGUGGAUGGAGCAGGAGGGGCCGGAGUAUUGGGAGCGGGAGACACAGAAAGCCAAGGGCCAUGAGGAGAGUUUCCGAGUGAGCCUGAGGACCGCACAGAGAUACUACAACCAGAGCAAGGGCGGCUCUCACACACUCCAGUGGAUGUAUGGCUGUGACGUGGGGUCCGACGAGCGCCUCCUCCGCGGGUACCUGCAGUUCGCCUAUGAAGGCCGCGAUUACAUCGCCCUGAACGAAGACCUGAAAACCUGGACGGCGGCGGACAUGGCUGCACAGAUCACCCUACACAAGUGGGAGCAGGCUGGUAUUGCAGAGAGAGACCGGGCCUACCUGGAGGGCGCUUGCGUGCAGUCGCUCCGCAGAUACCUGCAGCUCCGGAAGGAGACGCUGCUGUGCACAGAUCCCCCAAAGGCACAUGUGACCCAUCACCCCAGGUCUUAUGGUGCUGUCACCCUGAGGUGCUGGGCCCUGGGCUUCUACCCUGCUGACAUCACCCUGACUUGGCAGUUGAAUGGGGAGGAGCUGACCCAGGACAUGGAGCUUGUGGAGACCAGGCCUGCAGGGGAUGGAACCUUCCAGAAGUGGGCAUCUGUGGUGGUGCCUCUUGGGAAGGAGCAGAAUUACACAUGCCAUGUGAACCAUGAGGGGCUGCCUGAGCCUCUCACCCUGAGAUGGGAGCCUCCUCCAUCCACUGUCUCCAACAUGGCGAACGUAGCUAUUCUGGUUGUCCUUGUAGCUUGGCCAUCAUUGGAGCUGUGGUGGAUUUUGUGAUGAAGAGAAGGAGACACACAGGUGGACAAGGAGGGGACUAUGCUCUGGCUCCAGGCAGGGACAGCUCCCAGAGCUCUGAUAUGUUUCUCUCAAGAUUGUAAAGGUGACAUUCUAUGGCCUGAUUGCAGAGGGGCACUGUGGACAUGGUUGUGUUUCAGGGACUCCCACAAUCCCCUAGAACAGUGUCUGAUGUUCCCUGUGAGCCUAUGGGCUCAAUGUGAAGAAUUGUGGAGCCCAGCCUUCGCCUACACACCAGGACCCUGUCUCUGCAUUGCCCUGUGUUCCCUUCCACCGCCAACCUUCCUGGUCUGCAGUGGAAACUAAGGGUUCUUUGGAAAGUCGGUUGGAUGGCGUUGUGCUGGGGCAAACACAUGAAGGAGUGUUUCCUUAAAGUGGAUACAGGUGUGAAAUCCUAAGGCCGACUCCUGAAGGAACAUUUCACUGAAGCAGACACAGGAGAGAGGAUGUUCUGUUAAACAAGCAUGUGAAAGGAUGCGUGAUGAAGGAUUCUUUGCUAAAGACACACUUAUAUUGGUCUGCCUUACAUUGUGUAGUGGAGCUGCAUUGGUCGGGGCGCCAUAGAGAGAAACGCACCCAAAAAUUCUGAUAGUAUUCUGCAGUUGAUGCUUCCAAGGACAUGAGCUUAUUGGAUGCCUGUGCUGAGGCAAGACGCUUGGAGGACACAUGAUGACUGGAGAGUAUAAAUAGGACUCCAUGGAGUGACUGAGACAGAGUUUGCCUUGCUGGUACAGUGUGUGUCUUGUGUCUUCACUGUUCUUCACUUCCAUAAGAGAGGUACAGCAAAGAACUUCUCCUGGUAUUCCUGCUGGUCCUUCCUGCUGGCCCUAGCUGAGGCCUGGCUGUCUCUGCUAGGUCCUAUCACUUCUGUUGCUAACCUGACUCUACUGAACUGAACAACUGCUAUAUCCCUGAGGUGUUUUCAAGUGGAUGGAGCUGCCACUGCUGACCUGUGAAUUGAACUGCCAACGUCCAGACAACUCACAUGAGAGUUGCUCCCAAGUGUAGUCUCCCCUCCCCCAGCCUGAAACCUGCUUGCUCAGGGGUGGAGCUUCCUGCUCAUUCGUUCUGCCACGCCCACUGCUAGAACCUGCGGAGCCACACACGUGCACCUUUCUACUGGACCAGAGAUUAUUCGGCGGGAAUCGGGUCCCCUCCCCCUUCCUUCAUAACUAGUGUCGCAACAAUAAAAUUUGAGCUUUGAUCAGAAUGGA